AGUCAUCCCUCUCCCGCUCUCUUCUUCUUUUUACAUCAUCGAUAUCGGGGAAGAAGAAGUUAUAGUUUCCUACAUUUUCUACUGACCACUUCACUGAAAUCAUGAACCGCGCCGGAAAUGCCAAGAAGCGACCACCGCCGGCGAAGCCUGCGCAGCCGCCACCCGCGGCGAAGGUGCAGGCGAUAGGACCGGAGGACGAUUUCGUCGACGAGGACGUGUUCCUCGAGGAAACCCUAAUAGCAGAAGACGAAGUGAACAUCAACCGCGAGUGGGGUAAGGAGUCGCUCGCCACUCACCUUGCGAAGUGGAAGCGCCCUGCGCUCUCAGCCGACUACGUUUCCCAGUCCAAAAGCAUCAUAGCGUUUCAGCAGCUGGAGCUGGAUUAUAUAGUUGGAGAGAGCCCUAAGGAAUUGGUGGGUAAUUGGUCGGGUCCUGCCCCAGUUAUUAGAAUCUUUGGGGUUACAGCAGAAGGUCACAGUGUGUGCUGCAAUGUUCACGGAUUCGAACCCUAUUUCUACAUCAGUUGCCCUCCUGGAAUGGGUCCUGAUGACAUAUCUCGGUUUCAUCAGGUCCUUGAGGGGAGAAUGAGGGAGCUCAAUCGGAAUAGUAACGUGUCAAAACUCAUUAGGAGAAUCGAGAUGGUACAAAAGAAGAGCAUCAUGUACUACCAACAACAGGACUCCAAUCCCUUUCUUAAGAUUGUUGUUGCUUUGCCAGCAAUGGUUGCCGGUUGUCGUGGUAUUCUUGACAAAGGAAUACAGAUAGACGGCCUGGGCAUGAAGAGCUUUAUGACAUAUGAAAGCAAUGUUGUUUUUGCUCUCCGUUUCAUGGUUGAUUGUGGGAUUGUUGGGGGAAAUUGGAUAGAAGUGCCUGCUGGAAACUAUAAGAAGACAGUCAAGAGCUUCUCCUAUUGUCAAUUGGAGGUGGAUUGCUUAUAUUCAGCAUUGGUUAGCCAUGCCCCAGAAGGAGAGUUCUCAAAAAUGGCUCCUUUCCGGAUAUUGAGUUUCGAUAUUGAGUGUGCUGGACGUAAAGGUCAUUUUCCAGAGCCUACUCAUGAUCCUGUUAUUCAGGUGGCCAACCUAGUAACCCUGCAGGGGGAGAGCCAACCAUUUGUGCGUAAUGUUAUGACACUAAAAUCAUGCUCACCUAUAGUUGGUGCGGAUGUGAUGUCUUUUGAUACCGAAAAAGAAGUGCUGCUAGCUUGGAGGGAUUUUGUCCUUGAAGUGGAUCCAGAUAUUAUUAUUGGAUAUAAUAUCUGUAAUUUUGAUUUGCCAUAUCUUAUCGAGAGAGCUCAAAGCUUGGGCAUAUCAGAAUUUCCAGUAUUGGGACGCAUUCGAAACAGCAGGGUUACAGUCAAAGAUGCGACUUUUUCAUCAAGGCAGUAUGGAACGCGAGAAAGUAAAGAAGUUGCUUUAGUAGGCAGGGUUCAGUUUGAUUUGCUUCAGGCUAUGCAAAGGGAUCAUAAACUGAGUUCUUAUUCAUUAAACAAUGUCUCAGCACACUUUCUUUCUGAGCAGAAAGAGGAUGUUCACCAUUCAAUAAUAUCUGACCUUCAAAACGGAAACUCAGAAACAAGGAGGCGGCUUGCGGUUUAUUGUUUGAAGGUGCUGGAUGCUUACCUCCCACAGCGCCUUCUGGACAAACUAAUGUAUAUAUACAAUUAUGUAGAAAUGGCUCGUGUUACUGGUGUUCCUAUAUCUUUUCUUCUUUCAAGGGGACAGAGUAUUAAGGUACUUUCUCAACUUCUGAGGAAGUCUAAGGAAAAGGGUCUUGUUCUUCCAAAUGUUAAACAGGCAGGAUCAGAUCCAGGAUCAACAUAUGAAGGUGCAACUGUUUUGGAUGCUAAAGUGGGAUUCUAUGAAAAGCCAAUUGCAACAUUGGAUUUUGCUUCUUUAUAUCCAUCGAUAAUGAUGGCAUAUAACUUGUGCUACUGCACUCUGGUGACUCCUGAAGAUAUUAAGAAGCUCAAUCUGCCUCCAGAAUGUGUCAAUAAAACUCCAUCGGGUGAAACAUUUGUCAAACCGAGCUUGCAAAAGGGAAUUCUUCCUGAAAUUCUUGAAGAACUAAUUGCUGCACGUAAAAGAGCAAAAGCAGAUUUAAAGGAGGCUAAAGAUCCAUUUGAGAAGGCUGUUUUAGAUGGCCGCCAACUAGCCCUCAAGAUUAGUGCGAAUUCUGUGUAUGGCUUUACAGGAGCAACAAUUGGCCAAUUGCCAUGCCUAGAGAUAUCCUCAAGUGUCACGAGCUAUGGUAUUCUAACUAAGACCGUCACUUCUAAACUUUCCGAGAAUCAAGUAGGUCGCCAAAUGAUUGAGCACACCAGAAAACUUGUGGAGGAUAAAUUUACCAUGAUGGGAGGCUAUGAGCACAAUGCUGAGGUUAUAUAUGGGGACACAGAUUCUGUUAUGGUACAAUUUGGGGUGGCUACAGUAGAAGAAGCAAUGAAAUUAGGAAGAGAGGCUGCUGAGCAUAUUAGUGGAACUUUCACCAAACCGAUCAAGUUAGAGUUUGAGAAGGUUUACUUUCCAUAUCUACUGAUAAACAAGAAGAGAUAUGCUGGCUUGUACUGGACGACUCCAGCCAAAUAUGAUAAAAUGGAUGCUAAAGGAAUUGAGACAGUCCGAAGAGACAACUGCCUUUUGGUUAAAAACCUGAUAACUGAAUGUCUGCAUAAGAUACUAAUGGACAGAGAUGUCCCUGGCGCAGUUCAAUAUGUAAAGAAUACUAUUUCAGAUCUUCUCAUGAAUCGUCUGGACCUGUCACUCCUUGUUAUUACUAAGGGUUUGACCAAGACUGGAGAUGACUAUGAAGUGAAGUCUGCUCAUGUUGAGCUUGCUGAACGAAUGCGCAAGGCUUUCCAAUCCCGUUUCUUUUCUGAUUCACAGAGAGAUGCUGCCACUGCCCCCAACGUUGGGGACCGAGUUGCUUAUGUCAUAAUAGAAGCUGCAAAAGGAGCAAAGGCCUAUGAGAAGUCUGAGGAUCCCAUAUAUGUGCUAGAGAAUAACAUUCCAAUUGACAGUAAAUAUUACCUCACAAAUCAGCUACAGAAGCCACUUCUACGUAUCUUUGAGCCGAUUUUGAAGAACGCCAAAGAUGAACUACUCAGCGGGGAUCACACCCGAAAUAUAUCGAAACCCAUUCCAUCCAGUGGGGGCAUUAUGAGAUUUGCAAAGAAACAACUCACCUGCCUUGGCUGCAAAGCAGUAAUAAAGGAUUCGGAGCGAACUCUUUGCACUCAUUGCCAAGGAAGAGAAGCCGAGCUGUACUGCAAGAGUGUUUCUCAAGUGGCUGAUCUAGAAUCCCUUUUUGGGAGGCUGUGGACACAGUGCCAGGAAUGUCAAGGCUCUCUUCAUCAAGAUGUGCUAUGCACUAGUCGAGAUUGCCCUAUAUUCUACCGGCGGAAGAAAGCACAGAAAGACAUGGGUGAAGCAAGGCGGCAGCUGGAUCGCUGGAACUUCUGAGCAUUGAGAGUAGACUGUUUGUAUGAGAGUUUUUGCUGCAGGUUGUUAAGUAGGUUCUGGAUUCUUUCUACCCCUUGUACCAUAGUUAGUAAAUACUCAGCUUAAUACGCGUAUUGCAGGCCCUUUUCUGUGUACCUAAAGAUGCAUUUAUGAUCUGCUUCGGAUCAAAGACACAGUAGAUAGCAGACGCUUCAGAUCAAUGAGAAGUAUCUUUCUGGAGAACUAUUCAUUUAUUCUGUUCUUUCUCCUGGGA
Molecule: messenger RNA, 3711 nt
Organism: Linum tenue
Lineage: Eukaryota; Viridiplantae; Streptophyta; Magnoliopsida; Malpighiales; Linaceae
Source: the annotation of a GenBank genome assembly